ACUGAGACAGAGGGCGCUGUGCCUGACUUCACUCUCCAGUCCGACUCUGUUGUUGUUGUGUCGGUGACGCGGCAAGUCCAGCCGGCCAAACGGCAAAUGAGUCAGCAUCAAUAACCUGCCUAUCUUUGGAUGUGGAGGUUAAUAUAGAACUCCCAGCAAAACACUCACACAUCGAUUAGAGGUAAUAAAGCGAAAAAUGGCGGUUCCUGCAGCCCCAAACCUGCAGCUGAACACGGCGAGACAAAGCAGCCCAGUGAACUCCACAGAAAACAACAUCCACAUCGACGAGCGAGAGCUGGAAAACAUCACCAACAGCGUCGAGGACGGCACCUCUCUGCCUCUCCACUCGCCCUGGACCUUCUGGCUGGAUCGGUCAUUACCAGGUACAACGGCAGCAGAGUGUGAAUCAAAUUUGAAAAAGAUAUAUACCGUCCACACUGUACAGAGUUUCUGGAGUGUGUACAACAACAUCCCUUCUGUGUCCUGCCUUCCUCUGAGGUGUAGCUAUCACUUAAUGCGAGGAGAAAGAAGACCACUGUGGGAAGAGGAAAGCAAUGCAAAGGGAGGUGUUUGGAAAAUGAAAGUGCCAAAGGAGAGCACAACAGCUGUGUGGAAAGAGCUGCUGUUGGCUACGAUUGGUGAACAAUUCACUGAUUAUUGUGCAUCAGAGGAUGAAGUUGUAGGAGUAAGUGUCAGUGUGAGAGAACGAGAAGAUGUGGUUCAGGUCUGGAAUGGAAACGCCUCUUUUGCCAAUGAGGCAAACGUUUUAGGAAGAAUCUACGAACUUCUUCCACAGAUAUCUUUUAAAGCAGUAUUUUAUAAACCACACGAGGAGCACCAUGCAUUCGAAGGUGGGCGCUCAAGACAUUAGCGAGCUUUUGCACAUUCAUCACGUUUUUCCCUCUUUUUGGACUGAUCCUAGAGAAUGGACUGAAAACGGAAAACAGAAUCCCUCCUGGGCGAACAGAACUCUUGGUUUUUGCAGUUCUUUCAUAUCAUAGGGAAUGUUACAGCCCUGUUUUUAAGUUGUAAGCGUUGCAGAUGAUCCCUCCAUGCUUUUCGUGAGGAGUUUUCUCAUACCAGAUAUUUAGGCGAUAUCAAUUAAGAUCACAUAGCAGUAGCAUAUGUAAUAUAAAUCAUCACAACGGAGCAGUGUUGCCGAUUGUUAUCGUUUCCCCACUAUUUCUAGGUUUAUUGAUCAAAUGUGCAGUCCAGUGACAGUUACUGCUCGUCAGAAUAUAUACUCGAUGUGUUAGACAUUUUAUUUGCAGAGUUAGAGCGUCCAUUAGGAUCAAACUCUUAGGGCUGUUUUUCUUAGACGCACAUUAGGCAGAACCUUAAACUUAGAAAAGUCCGAGGCUAAGCUUAAUGUGUUUCUGGGAAACUAUCUUUUAUGCAAAAGUAUUGCACAUUUCUCUUCUGGCUUGGAGGUUAAUGAAUUCAGAGCAAAUGUAAGUGGGUGUAACACAAUCUUGGAUAUACAGCAAAAUGCAUAUGCAAUUCCUCGUAUUCACCUUAAACUGAAUAUUUAAGUACAUUUAAAUAAAAACUGAAUUAAUCACAUGAGGGUAAAAUCUUGCAUCUUGCAAACGGCUUUGCUUUUAUGAUUUAGAAAACUGACCUCCUCUUGUAGUAUUUUAUGUAUAUGAAAACUGUUUUAGAAAUGCGUCAGAGCACUGUUGAACUUCUCUCUCUCUUUUUUUUUUUGGUUUACUGCGUUGUGGUUGAUAUGUUAAUAACUUUAGCCCUUUACCCCAUAAGUGUCUUGUCUUCGUCAGAAUAGUCCAAAUGCUUAAUAUAAGUUUUUUUUUUUUUACUUAUGCAUUUGCUCCUAACUGCCUUUUUGUUCAGUAUAAUCACACUGUGUCUUUUUCAGAGUGCUUAUUAUUGUAGUUUGUUUUAUUGUGUUUGGAUGGAUGGAUCGAGUCGAGAGGGGCUAGUGUAGAUACUGUCAAAUGAUGUAACUGAAAAUGACCUGUGUAAUCAUCAGAGCAUAUAUUUUUUAGUUUUUCAGUACCAAAGAUAUUUCCUUUCUGUUCUCCUGUGUUAUAAUUUAUCACGUCCUGCAUCCUUCUGCACUCGCAUAGAGGGAGUUACAACCUUAUGUUUGUCUUUACCAGUGUUUGUCAUGAUGCCGUGUGCCGAUUUUAUUUAGGUUUGUCGAGUCGAAUGCCCAAAAAGACCUGCAUCAUGAACCGGGUCUCUUAAUGCACUAAAAAGCACAAUUAUGAGUUUGUCCUUCAUAUGGACAGGGAUGUGCAAAAUAACCUGUACAUGCAGCUGACCUUUCAGCCUUUUCCUACCACUGAUCUCUAAAUGAGAUAUGCGAGUACUGAGGUGGAUUUUUGGAUUUUUUUUUUAUUUUUUGGAGCAUUUGUGUCGGUUUUCCAGGCUCCCAAUCAGGAUAUGAAACCUCGAACUGAUUGUCAAUCUUAUGGAAUGGUGCCUUGUGUUCUCCCAGGGUUUCACCCAUAGAAUGUUUUGUUUAUCUCUGUAUUUAAUCAGUUAUAUUAUUAGUUUUUUCUUUCUUUUCUUUUGCUUAUAGGUUUUGAAAUAUUGAAUAAAUACGAAGCAGAAUUCGAA
Megalobrama amblycephala (Wuchang bream) is the source of this 2583-nucleotide messenger RNA. RefSeq names its product eukaryotic translation initiation factor 4E family member 3 (gene eif4e3). Gene Ontology annotation, biological process: translational initiation. The transcript has 7 exons. Lineage: Eukaryota; Metazoa; Chordata; Actinopteri; Cypriniformes; Xenocyprididae. Gene Ontology annotation, molecular function: translation initiation factor activity; RNA 7-methylguanosine cap binding. The coding region runs from base 197 to 871 and encodes 224 amino acids. The record is from RefSeq and is a predicted model, not a curated record. Gene Ontology annotation, cellular component: eukaryotic translation initiation factor 4F complex.